This is a messenger RNA of Tilletiaria anomala UBC 951, 1224 nucleotides long. Its product is annotated as zincin. NCBI's taxonomy places the organism in Eukaryota, Fungi, Basidiomycota, Exobasidiomycetes, Georgefischeriales, Tilletiariaceae. Gene Ontology annotation, cellular component: cell surface; extracellular region; fungal-type cell wall. Gene Ontology annotation, molecular function: metallopeptidase activity; zinc ion binding; integrin binding. The transcript has 2 exons. The record is from RefSeq and is a predicted model, not a curated record. The coding region runs from base 183 to 1118 and encodes 311 amino acids.
UGAGGAAAAUUUGUCGUCCAGAAGGGUGAGGCCGGGGGAGGUACCACGGCGGUUACGGUAGCGGAUGGCAGAGCAAGGAAGGGUGCGAUCGAACGAGCAUUUAAAGAGGCCAGGAUGAAGGAAGGUCUCCCCCCCCCCGUCUAUGCCAUCAUCACCCUCUUCUCUCAACGUCUCUCAACAAAAUGCAGUUCUCCGCUGCCUUCCUUUCCGCGCUCCUCGUCGGCGGCGCUUUCGCCGCGCCAUCCUCGUAUGCCUCGGACGGCAGCCUCGCUCCACGCGACCCUCUCAAUGCUGGUCAGCUCUUUCCGUCGCAAGCGGCCGCUACUGUUGAGCCCGUAUUUGCCCGCGCGGACGUGGAGUACCUCAAGGACGUUCCGAUCCACUCCUCCUGUAACGCCACACAAACGGCGCAGAUCAAGGCCGGGCUAGACGACAUGGUGGUGCUUGCACAGUCCACCAUCGACCACGUUUUGCGCCAUGGUCGCGACGAGCUCUUCACCACCUACUUUGGUGAGGAGGGAGACACGGCACCAGUCAUCGGUAUAAUGACUCAGGUCAUCAGUCGGAACAAGCAAGGGAUGGUCAUCCGUUGCGACGACCCAGACGCCAAGUGCAACCAGGAAGGCUGGUACGGAUACUGGCGUACCGAAGUGCAAAGCGAGACCAACAUCUGCGAUCUCUCCUUCCCCACUCGUCGCAGGCUGCCGCAGAUCUGCGGGCUUGGCUGGACCGUCGCUGGCUCAAACAGCGCCUUGUUCUGGGGCGCCGACUUCCUACACAGGCUCUUCCACGUGCCUCAGAUCAGCAACGAGAAAGUUGUUCAUGCUGCAGACUCUUACCUCGAGGUUCUCGAGCUCGCCAAGAAGAACGCAAGCGCCGCCGUGCUUAACCAGCACUCCCUGCAGUACUUUGCCCUAGAUGUCUAUUCGCGCCAGCAAGUGCCAGGUGGCUGCUUGGGCACGCCCGAGCCUGUGAUCUCUGCCACCGCUGCGCCGGCCGCGUCCACCCCGGCUGUGUCCGCCUUAACGCCCUCGCCCGCUGCGACUGCCGCCCCCGCCGGAGUUAUCAAGGACUGCCACUCGCAUGCAGACGGCACCAUCCACUGCGGCGCCGACUAGGAUGCAUCGCAUAAGCCCGUUAUAUGUGAGCACUUCAUGUAAGUAAUAAGGGAAGAUCAUGGUCAAUUUGAUCACUUCUCAGGCGCGUAAAGAUCAUCUAGAGUGU